UAUUAAUAAGCAUUUUUAUGUUUUUAGGAAUUCAAACUGCAAAGUAACACCCGAAAUUAGAUUUACCAAUCUGGAAGUUAAGUCUGGAUGUUCCAAUUCUUUGAGGUGCAAUACAUGAGGGACUCCUUUUGGCCACAAGGUCUUUUGGAAGUAAGCAGUUAAAAGAAGAAUAGCAGAAGCAGAGUAGCUAAUGUAAUGCAUGAAAUUUGAAAUAUUGAUCUUCAACUGUAGCCAUGCAUGCCUCUCCAAGUUGCAGUCCCUUAUGAUUCCUAGUUGUCAGGAGUUAAAGGAAAGAUGGCCUAACAAAAAUAGCAACAUUCUCAAUGGUAAAGAUUUUGAUUAUAAGAGAUUUCAAAAUGUUUGCCUUUGGCAUAAGCUAUGCAAUGCCUCCCAUGUUGCAGUUGUUGAAUGCCCAAAAGUUGAAGUAAAGAUGCCCAAAGUUGCCAUUGCUUUGGUAAUUUGUAAUCACUUUUCUCAAGGUGCUAAAGUCAUGUUUCAUAAGUGAAAUUAACAAUUUAUUUUUUUAUUUUUUUUGCACAGUAGCUGUAGGGAGAAUAUGAGUGAACAAUUUAGCUACCUAAUUAUGGAUCUAUAGAUUUUUAAUGUUCAGAUAUGAAUUCAGAAGCUUAGCCAUUGACUGUUACUCCAUAAAUUCAAGCAGAAAGAUGGAAUCACGUAUGACUCAUAGGUCCUUGGCCUGAAAUGCACCCAGUGAAUGCUCAUUCAAUAAGCGAGCAGUAGCAGGAGAAAUUGGAGGGAAAGUGUGUUGACAAGCGAAGAUAAUUCAAGUGUUCAAUAUCUCAUUCCUUAAGCCAUGAUGUCUUUUGAAUGUAACCUAUUUAGAAGAGCAGCACAUGUUGAUUAGCUUAGGACUUUCUUGGUGCACUAGCUGCAUUUGUGCAGAUUCCAGUUCAAUAGGCUGUUCCUUACUUGAGUAUCACAGUCUCAUUUCCUUCAAAACUAGAAUUCUAGGACCAUGCCAGGUGACGAAUGCCUCAAAAUCUUACUUUCAAGGAACUGUUUUUUGUUUGAGGCUUUCUGAAAUUUCUCAGUGGACAUUGGCUGGUGUGGCUUUAAGAGACUUUCAAUUGAGUUGGACUCCUUGGACUGCAUGAAGUGGCUGAGAAAUUGGAAUACUAUUCUUGCAGACAUGUUGAGAAUUUGAUUCCAGAGUCCAAGUUUUUCCUUUCUUUCCUUGGGAAAUUUGGAGCGUAUCUUGAUUAAUCAUGGGAGAAAUGCUUUGGCUUUAGCUUUUUACAAAGCAAGGUGCAAACAGACCAAAAGACUGGGAUGUUUGGCUUCUCUAUGACCUCCAGUUUCUUCUUUUGAAACUGAUAGCUGGCUUUAGGAAGGAUGCUUUACUGUUCUGCUACCUUCCAUUUUUCUGUCUAAUGUCCUAGUUAAUUACUUGUAAGGGUUGGAGUACCCCCUUGUACUCCUCUUUCUAACAAAAUUUUUGCUUUGGUUAAUAACAAAACUAAUUUAGA
Molecule: messenger RNA, 1487 nt
Organism: Rubroshorea leprosula
Lineage: Eukaryota; Viridiplantae; Streptophyta; Magnoliopsida; Malvales; Dipterocarpaceae
Source: the annotation of a GenBank genome assembly